AUGAACGAUGCAUUAGAUGCGAACCGACGGCUCUCCACCCUUGACAGACCAAUAUCUCCGCCCCUAACCCGUCCCCUCACUCGUACGGGCAACGACUCGCUGUCCGCCCUCGAAGCGGGGAAAGAGGAGGUCGACGACCCCUUGGAGCGAAUCUCCGCACACCUCCACAAAUUCACCCCAGACCGAGCCGCUACGCCUCCCGUGGCCGGCGGAUCGUGCCUGAUCCCAUUCGAUGCCUGGAAAUCGCUCUACACACGAAACUGUCAUGCAUCAGGAAACCAUUUUGUCAUCCACCAACACGACCAUCCCAUUGCCGGCCCGCACUAUGACCUUCGUCUACAGUUCUCCGCAUCCAGCUCCGUCAGCUGGAGUGUCAUGUAUGGAUUGCCCGGGGACCCGAAUAGUCGGCGGCUGAAUCGCAAUGCGACCGAGACGAGGGUGCAUGCUUUGUGGAACCACCUCAUCGAAACCGCGAGCGAGAAAACUGGGAGUAUGAUCAUCUGGGAUACUGGAGUGUAUGAAGUCCUUCCCGACAGAACGAAAGUUUCGAAUACCGGUCCGGAAACGGACGACAGUGACCAAGAUCCUGAGAUGCAUUCCGGGUCAGGGCUAGACUCCUCGGCGCUGCCAGAAAACGAGAAACUGCGAAACGCAUUCCAAAACAGCAAGAUUCACCUCCGUCUCCACGGCACCCGCCUCCCCAAGAACUAUACCAUUUUCCUCCGCCGGGACAAAACCGACUUCCGCUCCGCCCCGACGGCAGCCUCUCUCUUACAGAAGCCUAGGAAACGAAGACGGAGACGCGUCGCAAAAGCAGAGCCGAGGAGCACGUCGAGCUCCGAAUCCGAUAGAGAGACAGCCGGCCCGGCAGAUACACAAAGUCCAGGGUCAGGCAAACGGGGGAGACAAACAGACACCGGCACGGAAGGCGAACACGAACACUCGGAUGCUGAAGGAGGCGAUACCGAUGUCGACUUCCAAAUCAGAUUGAACAACGCGUAUCCCGGGGCGGUCAACGACAUCGGAUCCAUACAUCAACGGCGAUGGUUCAUCAUGCUUGAUCGGGCGGGGAGCGGGUUUGUUCCCGAGAAGGCCUCUCAUUCGAAGACAGAUCUUCUGGGCAAGAAGAGAUGGAUUCGCGGGAUUGAUAAGCAGACUGGAGCAAGGACGGGCUUUGACCCGUUCUAUGUUCGAGGGCCUGAGGUCGAAAGGAGCGUUGUCACCGGUCGGCGAGGGCCAGAUGUCGUCCGCGACGAAGGCGUACAGGGAUUCGUACCGCGGAAGGGGUGGACUCCUGUUCUUAUAUGA
Messenger RNA from Aspergillus nidulans FGSC A4, 1308 nucleotides. RefSeq lists its product as uncharacterized. Lineage: Eukaryota; Fungi; Ascomycota; Eurotiomycetes; Eurotiales; Aspergillaceae. The record is from RefSeq and is a predicted model, not a curated record. The transcript is spliced from 3 exons. Bases 1 to 1308 code for a protein of 435 amino acids.